CUCUCUCUCUCUCUCUCUCUCUCUCUCUCUCAUUACUGUUUCCAGAAGUGGGAAAUAGGCGAUGGCUGAGAAUUCAGAAGCUAAUGGAAGCCAAGGAUCAGUGGCUUUGAAUGUCGGAGACGUGGAUCCCAAUGUAGAUUCCGGCUGCUUCGUCUCUGUCCCUUUCGCCCAAAAGCUAAUCGCCGAGGUGCUGGGCACGUACUUCCUGAUAUUCGCCGGCUGCGGUGCGGCGGUGGUGAACAGUAACGAGAAGGGGAUGAUCACCUUCCCCGGCGUCGCAAUCGUGUGGGGACUCGUCGUCAUGGUCAUGGUUUACUCCGUCGGCCACGUAUCCGGGGCCCACUUCAACCCCGCCGUCACCAUCGCUUUCGCCACCUGCAAAAGGUUCCCCUGGAAACAGGCGCCGGCGUAUAUAUCGGCCCAAUUGAUUGGUUCAACGCUUGCCAGUGGAACCCUCCGGCUGAUAUUUCAGGGGAAGCAAGACCAUUUCGCCGGAACACUCCCGGCCGACCCAAACAUACAGUCCUUCGUGCUGGAAUUCAUAAUCACAUUCUAUCUCAUGUUUGUCAUAUCCAGUGUCGCCACUGAUAACCGAGCUAUCGGAGAACUGGCCGGACUUGCAGUUGGAGCUACCAUUUUGCUUAAUGUGAUGUUUGCCGGGCCAAUAUCCGGAGCCUCAAUGAAUCCAGCGAGAAGUUUGGGGCCGGCGAUCGUGUCAAACAAGUACAAGGGCAUAUGGAUAUACAUAAUAGCUCCGAUCACAGGGGCCAUAGCAGGAGCUUGGGUCUACAACAUCAUCAGGUUCACAGACAAGCCAUUACGUGAACUCACCAAAACCGGAUCUUUCCUCAAGAGCUUCGGACGCAGUGAUUCCAAAUGACAAACUUACUUAAAGAAAAUGCAUAUAUAGUUUAAGGGUGGUAGUUAUCGACAGUUUUAUAUAUAUAUAUAUAUAAGAAAUAACAUAUUUCGAACACUGAAUUUGUGGCUUCUGGUUAAAGAAUGGGCUUUGCCUCCGUCCAAUUAAUCAUGUGCAAAUUCAUUCGUGGAAAAAGGAAUGUGGAGAGACCCUUUUUGAUGUUUUUUCAUUCUGUUCAAGUGCUCUUAAAAUUUUCGACUUAAAAAAAAAAAAAAGAAUAAAAUUAAGUAAACAAAUGCAAUAAUCUGAACACUUUCAUGUGCUUCUCAAAACACAGCCUCACAUAGAUUAAGGAAUCAGACUCUUUAGAGGGGCCCUGGGGUGAGGGAUUUCACCUUUUGGUACCCAAGGAAUCAGACUCUUUAGCACAACUCUCCUCCAACCUCCAGCGUCUCGUAAUGAUUUCCAAAACUAUGACUUUCUUUUUCGUUUUGUUUUUUUUUAAUGAUGCAAAUCAAUAACUCAUUAGUAAAACCUGAAAAUCUGUCCGUAAAACAUAUACAAAUUAUGCGUCCGUAAGUGGCUUUUUUGUUUUUUUGUUGU
Diospyros lotus (date-plum) is the source of this 1462-nucleotide messenger RNA. Its product is annotated as aquaporin NIP1-1-like. The transcript is spliced from 5 exons. NCBI's taxonomy places the organism in Eukaryota, Viridiplantae, Streptophyta, Magnoliopsida, Ericales, Ebenaceae. Gene Ontology annotation, biological process: transmembrane transport. Gene Ontology annotation, molecular function: channel activity. The coding region runs from base 62 to 880 and encodes 272 amino acids. The record is from RefSeq and is a predicted model, not a curated record. Gene Ontology annotation, cellular component: membrane.